Molecule: messenger RNA, 488 nt
Organism: Penaeus monodon (black tiger shrimp)
Lineage: Eukaryota; Metazoa; Arthropoda; Malacostraca; Decapoda; Penaeidae
Exons: 2
Coding region: 61-411 (116 amino acids)
Source: RefSeq, a predicted model, not a curated record
AUUAGAUAAACAAACAGAAACUGAGAGGUGAGUAAAACCUAGAGGCUCCCAACAGAAGGCAUGUCGACCGCGGAGGUGAUGGCGAUGGUGGAAUCCGACCAGGAGACGUGGGGCGAGGUUCUUGCACGCAUCCACGCCUACGAUGACUGUGUGCGGGCGGGGCAGCUGAGGUUCAAGCGCCUGUCUUCAGCUGCGUGGACGUCCUCGGGGGGCCAGAGGGAAGCCGCCCUUCUUCGGAAAUCCCUAGGCUCUUUCAAGUCCGGCUUCGGGGUAUCGAUGCCCCUCGCCCCGGCUUUACCUCUCGGCCUAACCACACCGGUGAAGCCCGCGUUGCCUCACCAGAGCUUCCUGCAGCGCCUGAUGCAGCAGACGAAGGACUCCCUCGCUUCACGCCCCAGCUUCACGCAGUAAACAAGACCCGGGAUCCUCACCUGAUUAGACUCUGCCUAUAUUGGUGGACUGACCGACGCUGUCUGUUGACGGGACGA